AUAACAAAAAUGAAACAAAUAGUAUAAAGAGUAAUUGGGCCGAAUCGGGUCUUUUAGAGACCAAAAUUAGGGCACAAUUUUUAUCUCCCCAAUCUGAUAAAAAAAUACUCUGCAUACUCUCUCUUUCUCUCUCUCUUCCAACCGGAGUUAUCUCUCUCUGCAUUUUUAAGGAAGUUGGAAGCAAGUAUGUCGUCAGAUAAUGUAAAAGAAAAUGCAUCAGUAGCUGAUUCCACAGUGACCGAAUGGAAAAAUGGAAGAGGGAAUUUGGACGAACCAGUUAGUCCAAGCUUCAGAGUAAAUGAUGAUACCAGUCGUUCUAGAGCAGAGGAGGACACAGUUUCAUGUCCGCAGAUUGGAGUUUCAGGUGCAAUUGAAAAGGGUAAACCCUAUGACAUACGAUAUUUUGUAAUCAAGAGUUUGAACCAUGAAAAUAUCCAAGUAUCAGUAGACAAAGGGAUUUGGGCUACUCAAGCCAUGAACGAGGACAUUUUGGAUGAAGCAUUUCAUAAUUCCAACAAGGUGAUACUAAUAUUCAGUGUCAACAUGAGUGGUUACUUUCAAGGGUACGCCCAAAUGACUUCUCCUGUUGGUUUGAGAAGAGACCAAGUUUGGAGUCAAGGAAAUGGUGGACGUACUACUUGGGGUCGAAGCUUUGAUGUGAAUUGGCUGCGAUUGUCUGAUUUACCUUUCCAAAGAACUCUUCACCUUAAGAACCCAUGGAAUCAAUACAAACCAGUCAAAAUUAGUAGAGAUUGUCAGGAGUUACCUCCAGAUAUCGGUGAAGCUUUAUGUGAGCUCCUUGAUGGACAGGAUGCUUUGGAUGUUAAUUUGAAAAUGGAUAUAUUUGCAAGGAAUGAUCUCUCUUCUGAAAGGCCAUAUGUAGAGCCUUCACUGCAUCUUGGAUAUGAAGACUCUAAUGCAUCUCUGAUACCUAAUGGUUCCAUGUUUUAUCCCUCUUUACUCUACCAACAUCAAGUUAAUGCUAGUAGACUCCAGCUAGCACCUCAGAGAAUAAAUGGUGUAUUUUCUGCUGAGGAGUCAGCCAUUGCAUCAGGUCAAUCAAAAUCGAGACAGUCGAGGCACUCACAGAGAAAUGAAAGCCUUGCUAAUCUUCAUGUAGACACUGAUGUGAGUCCUCGAACUAACAUGUGGGGCUUGUCAGCAGAAAGGAGCCCUCUUGCCAGUAAUUUGACCGAAGAUGACAUUCUUGAAAUGACGUAUGAGGAGUAUCUUGAAGCUCAUAGCAGAGGCAGCAAAAGAUCGCACCACCCUGUUUCUGGACCAUCACGGAGUACACAGAGGUCAUUAGGCAGUGAAGAAAACUGUGAUGAUUCGCAAUCAGGUUGCAGUUCAAAGAAAAGGCGAAGUCACUAAAUCUCACCAACGAUUGCAUUGAAUUUCUUGGCGAUCAGGCUCAUUGGAUUGUUGCAGGUGUCGCGAAGUGGUGGCUCUUGCAAAUUUGUUCCGUUAUUUUCGGAAAACUUAUUGCUAUAAUGUUGUAGUGUAUCUGUAUUGUAUAUGGCCCUCUUGUCACCCUUCUCCCUUCUUGUUUUUUUGAAUGGAAAAGUUUAUAUUGUCAAUGCAAAACUUGUACAGUGA
This is a messenger RNA of Capsicum annuum, 1599 nucleotides long. Its product is annotated as YTH domain-containing protein 1. Gene Ontology annotation, cellular component: nucleoplasm. NCBI's taxonomy places the organism in Eukaryota, Viridiplantae, Streptophyta, Magnoliopsida, Solanales, Solanaceae. Gene Ontology annotation, molecular function: mRNA binding; N6-methyladenosine-containing RNA reader activity. Bases 187 to 1374 code for a protein of 395 amino acids. Gene Ontology annotation, biological process: mRNA splicing, via spliceosome; regulation of mRNA splicing, via spliceosome. The transcript is spliced from 9 exons. The record is from RefSeq and is a predicted model, not a curated record.